GGCUACCAGGUGACCCCUGGCACCAUGUUGGUGACCCCUGCUGUACCCCGUUCACACUGUAGUCUCAUGGUGCCAUUGAAUUUAUAAUGUAAAAAAAAAUCGAAACGAAAAUACUAAAUGAGCGUUUGGACCUGAGGUGUGGACAUGUCCCCCAGGACAGAUGGGUGUAGGUGUCACAGAAGAAGUUUGACUGAGGAGUAAAUGUAGUACCACACAUGUGCCUUGCUGUCAACUGUAGGAGGAGGAGAAAAGGAAGUAAGACCACAGAGCAGAGGAUGAGAGAGAGAGAGAGAGGAGGGGGAGCAUUUACUCACAGCUUUUCUCCAACAGCCCAAUUCCUCGCUGCUUUUCAGGGCGAGUGGAGCGGAAGACAGAGCGGCGCAAUAGGAUUUUAAUAGAGGACAACGUGCGCGUCGGAGGGAUCGCUGAUUCCCUGCGGCUCGGGCUCCGUGGGAGACGCGGAUACACUUGUACAAGAGAAACAGUUGUCACCACAGAGACACUUGGAGGAGCCGCUGCAGCAGCAGCACACUGCGCACAAGGCUCCCCUCCGGGUACACGGUCGCACCGGUGCGCCGCGCGUCUCUGUGGAUAGACGUGCGUAAUACAACGCGAAGUCGGUCUUUACGCACGGUGUCACAGCGAGCUGGAGACACGAGGACACGGUCCAGGACGCACGAUGCUGAUCGGUACUUCUGCCCAGGGUAGCUCCCUCCUGGCCUCCCUCCCCAUCCCGGGACGGCCCCUCCAGCCUCAACUCGACCUCAAGCACCUCCUGCCCUUCAGACUAAAUGGCUCCUCCCCCCUCAGCCUCUUCCCCAACUUCAACACAAUGGACCCUGUCCAGAAGGCGGUGAUCAACCACACAUUUGGUGUCCCCCAGCCCCUCAAGAAGAAACAGAUCAUCUCCUGCAACAUUUGCCACCUGCGCUUCAACUCAACCAACCAAGCUGAAGCCCACUACAAGGGCCACAAGCACGCCAGGAAACUCAAAGCCAUGGAGGCCCAGAAGAACAGGCACCGACGAUCUGGUGAGGCCUCGAACAUGGGCCGAGAUAGAGACAGAGAUCGAGACAAAGAGCGAGAGAGGGAUCGGAGCAAGACGUCGUCGUCAGAGACAACUCUCCCUGCACUGAUGGACGCAAGCGUGGAGGAUGGAACAGGUCUCCAAAUGGACCUAGAACCAGUCAGCCUGGAGACAAAACUGGAGGAGACUCCCAGGAGCUCUGUCAUGCUGACUCCAGUAUCAGAGGUCUCCUCUGUGGAAUUGGUCAGCCUUUCCCCUCCUCAGAUUUCACCUUCCUUACAGCUCUCUGAAACAGCCUCAGACACCAGUGUGGCAGACGUCCCAGAGGCAGCCGAGGUCACAGGUCUGACUACUGAGCCGGGCAGCCAGGCUGACACGUCCAGCACAUUCGGGGAGACACAUACAGAUGAGGAUAAGGAUCCCAAAAAGAGCAAGGCUCACCUCCACUGUCCUGUCUGCAAAGUGACGGUCAACUCCGUCUCCCAACUUGAAGCACACAACAGCGGCACCAAGCACAAACUGAUGCUGGAAGGUCACAGCGUUCUGCCUCGACGCAGAGGGAAGGUAGUCGCGGCUCGUGCUGGCUGUAAAAGCAAGAGGCUCGGAACGAAAGGCAGCGUCGGUCUCCCCAGCAAGAACUUUCAGUGUGAAGUGUGCGAGAUCUUUGUCAACUCUGAAACACAACUGAGCCAGCACAUGAACAGCAGACGGCACAAAGAUCGGCUGGCAGGAAAGCCUCCCAAACCCAAAUUCACCCCCCACAGCAAGAACCAGCCGAGCUCCAGCUUAGCGAGCGUGAGGUGGAGUGGCUAUGCUGGCGUAGCUGUGUCGGCCAUGAAGAAAGUCUUCAGCCAGCACAACCUCACUUCCCUCUCCUCACAGACCAAGCUGGCCUUGCAGAAGCAGCUGGCCAAGAGCUUGACAGCCGGCUUCCUGCCCAGCCCACUCACUCAAACAACCCUGUGCACAGUUGCAGCUAACCCACUGGCUCUGCGUCACACGAUGGGCACCACCGCCUUCAUCCAGACCCCCUUCCUGGGCCCUGCACUGUUCCGGCCCGCCCCAGGUCCACUGCGGACCACCCACACACCCAUUCUCUUCUCCCCUUACUAAACACAUAACUUUGUUCCCAUUCCGACUCCUACUUCCUACGUCCCCUCGCCAAACACCCAGGCCCGACCUUAGGUGUGACCCACAUGACAUGGCCACACUCAAACUAUGCAGCCCACCUGACUUAACAUGGAAACAGUGUACGAGCUGGAAUCAGCCAUACGGUCUACAGUAAGAGCUGUUCCAACCAUAAAGGCCAAGAGCUCCCGUCAUGCCUUCGUUCUGCUCCUCCCACUCCAACCUGAAGGGGCACUGCAGGCCUCCAGACAUUGACUGGUGCACAGAGGCCACUUUUAUAGCCAUUUCAUGGGUCAACAUGGAUUGGAUUAUGGAUAUAGUUGUGUAUUUAUUAGACAGAAAAUAGAGACCUAACCUAGAUGUACCUUUAGUGUGGUUGGCACAAAAUGAGGUCCCUUUACUUGAUGCUCUUUUCUAAUGUUUUUUUUAACUUAUUGGUAUGAUGGGUAUGAGAAACUGGGUAUUCAUUAUAAAGUAGGUCAUUAAAUCCACUGAGAUUACACAAAUAUAUAGGUGGAAAAGCCAGGCUCGUCAAACUAACAGGAUUACCUAAAGCCGUGUUGUUGUAUCUGGAAUUUGAUCAUUAUGAAACACUGUUUCCUUCAGUAUUUUAUCAGUGUCUGCCCUUUAAAUGUUAGAAACAUUUCUAAGGCGAAUAUGCAUCCUUUUUGAUGCCAGUAUGUACAGUAUUUCAUGAAGACAAGUGGGCACCGUCGUCAUCCCACCCUGUGCCCUCAUUGUGUCACGUUGCCAUGGCGGGGAUAGCCCUCCCUCCUACAGCGUAGCAGUGUUGGACGGCCACCCGGCAAAGUAACGACUCUGACACUCAGAGCUGCACGGAGCCGUCAGACGCCCCGCAGCACGACCUGCAGAGAGGGCCAGCCCAUCAUCGUUUUUGCAAAUGAUGACAACAAGCACAAGCAGCAUUGUAGUAAAAGCCACAACAGCAUUUUCCAAUGAUUUAUUUAAAGUUGCAACUUCAUUCUCGUGGAAUAUGUCGAUUUUCAACAGCAUAUUUUUCAGACAUCUACACGCACAAGCACACGUACUAGUCGACGCCUUAGAACAGGCAUGGGCAAACUAAGGCCCGGGGUCCAGAUGCGGCCCGUUCAGCCUUUUAAUCCGGCCUGCCAAACUUUUUUU
Molecule: messenger RNA, 3298 nt
Organism: Cynoglossus semilaevis (tongue sole)
Lineage: Eukaryota; Metazoa; Chordata; Actinopteri; Pleuronectiformes; Cynoglossidae
Gene: znf385c
Product: zinc finger protein 385C
Exons: 9
Coding region: 680-2140 (486 amino acids)
Cellular component (GO): nucleus
Molecular function (GO): zinc ion binding; nucleic acid binding
Source: RefSeq, a predicted model, not a curated record